Prunus armeniaca (apricot) is the source of this 510-nucleotide messenger RNA. The record is from the annotation of a GenBank genome assembly. Lineage: Eukaryota; Viridiplantae; Streptophyta; Magnoliopsida; Rosales; Rosaceae.
AUGGCGAAAGGCGAACGCAGGGUGUUGUUGAUAUUGGGGGAGUACGUGGAAGACUACGAGGCGAUGGCAUAUGGAGUGUCCGUUGAUGCCGUCUGUCCUGGCAAGAAAGCUGGUGAUAUCUGUCGCACAGCCAUUCAUCAACUUUCUCCUGCUCACCAGACUUAUUCUGAAUCACGUGGUCACAAUUUCGCACUCAAUGCAACAUUUGAUGACAUUGAAUUUAACAAAUAUGAUGGAUUAAUAAUACCAGGAGGACGGGCACCUGAAUAUCUUGCUAUGGAUGCGUCGGUUUUAGAAUUGCCAAUUGCUUCGGUUUGCCAUGGGCAACUUGUCCUAGCAGCUGCAGGCUCGGUUAAAGGUGCUUAUUGGGUGGAACCCGAGACCUUGUUGGCGUGUGUUGUUGAUGGUAAUAUGAUUACUGGGGCUACACAUGAAGGCCAUCCUGAGUUAUUUAGGCUUUUUGUGAAGGCGCUAGGAGGUAACAUAACUGGUUCAGACAGGAUGGGGUAA